GAGGCCCGGCAGCUCCUGCUCGCCCCAUCCCUGCCGGACGGUUCGAGACAGCUCACCCAAGGAGACAGCCGUGCUCUCAACCCACGCGGUCACUCCGGAGCAGGUGGGAGUGGGCAGCGGGCGGCGCGGCAAGGACAGGCGCGUUGGACAGCCCGGGCGGCAGCGGCGGGGACCUGGCUGGGGGAGGCCAGGCUUGCGGCGGGGCGCAACGGUGUCUCCUUCACUUCGCCCUCCAGCCGCGGUGGCUGCAGCGCAACUUCCAGAUAGCGGAGUGGCCUCAGCUGCGAGCCGAGCGGUGGCGGCAGCGCCCCUCAGGACACCCGCAGAUCACCUUUUCCCCGCGACUUCGCCAUGGGUGAAUGUUGUGUACCGGUAUGCCAACGGCCAAUUUGUAUCCCUCCACCCUAUGCUGACCUUGGCAAAGCUGCCAGAGAUAUUUUCAACAAAGGAUUUGGUUUUGGGUUGGUAAAGCUGGAUGUGAAAACGAAGUCAUGCAGUGGUGUGGAAUUUUCAACAUCUGGCUCCUCUAAUACAGACACUGGUAAAGUCAGUGGGACCUUGGAGACCAAGUACAAAUGGUGUGAGUAUGGUCUGACUUUCACAGAGAAAUGGAACACCGACAACACUCUGGGGACGGAGAUUGCAAUUGAAGACCAGAUUUGUCAAGGUUUGAAACUGACCUUUGACACCACGUUUUCACCAAACACAGGAAAGAAAAGUGGUAAAAUCAAAUCUGCUUACAAGAGGGAAUGUAUAAACCUUGGCUGUGAUGUUGAUUUUGAUUUUGCUGGACCUGCCAUCCAUGGGUCAGCCGUCUUUGGUUACGAGGGCUGGCUUGCUGGGUACCAGAUGACCUUUGACAGUGCCAAGUCAAAGCUGACAAGGAGUAACUUCGCAGUUGGCUACAGGACUGGGGACUUCCAGCUACACACAAAUGUAAAUAAUGGGACAGAAUUUGGAGGAUCAAUUUAUCAGAAAGUAUGUGAAGAUUUUGACACUUCAGUAAACCUUGCUUGGACAUCAGGUACCAACUGCACUCGUUUUGGCAUUGCAGCUAAAUACCAGUUGGACCCCACUGCUUCUAUUUCUGCAAAGGUCAACAACUCUAGUUUAAUUGGAGUGGGCUAUACUCAGACUUUGAGGCCUGGUGUGAAGCUUACACUGUCUGCUCUGGUAGACGGGAAGAGCUUUAAUGCUGGAGGCCACAAACUUGGGCUUGCCUUGGAAUUGGAGGCUUAAUCCAGUUAAAAGAAACCUCUGGGAAUGGAUAUCAGAAGAUUUGGCCUUAAUAUAUUUCCAUGCGACCAGCAGGCUCCCCCUUCCCCCCCCAGAAGGUGAUCACAUCAAAGGAUGAUUAAGCAAGAGCUGUGUUUUAAAUAUUUAGACAGUCACCCGUUGGCUGGUUUCUAGUUGGAUGGUUAUCUCGUUAUCAGUGCUGCCUUGUGCGGCCUCCUCUACAUUAUUUAAUGUACUUAACUGUUAAAUGUGCUACCCACCAAUGAUGAAAUAGACGUUUAUGAAAACCGUGCCAUGGUGUGCAUGUUUGUUUUAUGUUCCUUUUACCCUUGACUGUUGUACUGAAUGAGAUGGAUCAGUGGAUGUUUUAAGAUGAGGUAGAAGAUCUUUUUUGUGAUAUUCACCCAUCACUAGAAUCACUUUGGUAACCCCAAACAUGACAAAUUAUGAAUAAAACGAGUGUACACAACUAAUGCCUCACGUAUGUGCAGUCAGAUUGCAGCCUAGGGGCUAAUCUUCUUGGUAAAUACUUCUGGUGAGCACUUUGCUCUUUACCGAAACUUGGGCAACCAAACUUCCUGUGUCCCUAGCAUAAUCAAUCCAUGAGGUCUUUGAGACUACAAUAAAAUACAAGGAUACAUGCUUUAA
Molecule: messenger RNA, 1884 nt
Organism: Rattus rattus (black rat)
Lineage: Eukaryota; Metazoa; Chordata; Mammalia; Rodentia; Muridae
Gene: Vdac2
Product: voltage dependent anion channel 2
Exons: 9
Coding region: 352-1239 (295 amino acids)
Biological process (GO): monoatomic anion transmembrane transport
Cellular component (GO): mitochondrial outer membrane
Molecular function (GO): voltage-gated monoatomic anion channel activity
Source: RefSeq, a predicted model, not a curated record